AACAUAGGAGAAAACGGCAUAACUGGAACAAUAACAGAAGGAAUAGGUAACCUCAUUAACUUGAAUGAACUUUACAUGGCAAAUAAUCUUCUCAUAGGUUCUAUUCCAGCAUCUCUCGGCAAAUUAAAGAAGUUAAAUGAAAUUAAGCUUUCAAAUAAUUCUUUCUCUGGACCCAUUCCUGCAACAUUGGGCAAUCUAACAAAACUUACUACCCUUACACUCAGUAGUAAUGUAAUUAGUGGAGCUAUACCUUCUACUCUCAGCAAUUGUCCUUUAGAAGUUUUGGAUCUUUCUCACAACAAUCUUUCUGGUCCGAUACCUAAAGAACUAAUUUUCAUAUCAACACUGUCAAGUUUCAUGGAUCUUGCGCACAAUUCCUUAUCUGGGACUUUGCCAUUAGAAGUGGGAAAUCUAAAAAACUUAGGCAAACUUGAUUUCUCAAGUAAUAUGAUUUCUGGUGAGAUUCCAAUAUCCAUCGGUGAGUGCCAAAGCUUGGAAUAUCUCAACAUAUCUGGAAACCUGUUCCAAGGGACCAUUCCAGUUUCACUAGGAAAUCUGAAGGGCCUCUCGGUGCUUGAUCUUUCCUAUAAUAAUCUAUCUGGGGCCAUCCCUGAAAUCCUUGGCAACCUAAAAGGCCUUUCUUCCUUGAACCUCUCAUUUAACAAAUUCCAAGGUAGUCUUCCAACAGAUGGGGUAUUUCUGAAUGCAUCUGUCAUCACGGUUACAGGAAAUGAUGACCUGUGUGGUGGCAUCCCUCAACUGAAAUUACCACCCUGCUCAAACCACACCACCAAGAAGCCACCUCAAAGACUCGGCAUAGUAGCCCUUAUAUGUGGAGCAGUUAUUUUUGUUACAUUAGCAGCUGUACUGUUUGUGUUCUACCAAAAGAGCUGGAAGAAAAAAGCAAACCUACAAAUUUCUGUCAUAAACCAGCAAUAUAUGAGGGUUCCUUAUGCUGAAUUGGCCAGUGCAACAAAUGGUUUUGCGUCUGAGAACCUCAUAGGAGCAGGGAGCUUUGGCUCAGUCUACAGAGGGAGAAUGAGAGGCAACGACCAGCACAUAGCUGUUGCUGUUAAGGUUCUCAACCUCAUGCAACGUGGCGCAACUCAGAGUUUUAUUGCAGAAUGUGAGACUUUAAGAUGUGCUCGACAUCGAAACCUUGUGAAGAUCUUGACAGUCUGCUCCAGUAUUGAUUUUCAGGGCCGUGACUUCAAGGCCCUUGUGUAUGAGUUUCUACCAAACGGAAAUUUAGAUCAAUGGCUGCACAAACAUAUCAUGGAAGAUGGUGAACAAAAAUCGCUUGAUCUGGCGGCAAGGCUAAGCAUUGGAAUCGACGUGGCAUCUGCGAUUGAUUAUCUACACCAAUAUAAGCCAACACCAAUUAUUCACUGUGAUCUUAAACCAAGCAAUGUUCUCCUGGAUAGUGACAUGGUUGCUCACGUUGGGGAUUUUGGUCUUGCAAGGUUUCUGCAUCAAGACAAAGAUAAAUCAAGUGGCUGGGCAUCAAUGAGAGGAUCGAUUGGUUAUGUGGCUCCAGAGUAUGGAUUGGGCAAUGAAGUCUCCACCCAUGGCGAUGUCUACAGUUAUGGUAUACUGUUGCUGGAGAUUUUCACUGGAAAAAGUCCAACAGGCAGUGAAUUUGGAGAAGCCAUUGGACUCCGCAAGUACGUUCAAAUGGCACUUCCAGACAGACACUAGUGAUCUGAGAAUCUCCUGCGUCGCUUCCGUUCUGCAAGUUGGAAUCUGCUGUUCAGAUGAAACACCAACAGAUCGCCCGCCGAUUGGAGAUGCUCUCAAAGAGUUGCAGGCAAUUAGAGACAAGUUUGACAAGCACCUAUCUGGCUCUCCGUUGAAGGAUCAUUGUUGUCAAGCCAUUGACACAAUUGAAGGAUUUUCUGGCGCGUGACGUCUUGAUGCUUUACCGUCCACUACAUUAAUAAUGAAUUGCAAGCUGGGACUUGUGUGGGUUCUUGUUAUCCAGGAUAGUAUUUUUUAAAAAACGCUUCAUCUUGUUCAAAAGUAAAGUUUCCUAGUUGUUCUGGCAAAAUGGAUUGUUGGAUGUUAGCCUCUGCUACCACAUAUCAUGUAGUAUAUGAUUUGAACUACUCGCGUUUCAUUUUAGAAUGGUCACAUAAUCAUAUUUAGGAUGCAAACUGAGCCUCUGCUCAGUACAGAUUCCAAAAUCAAAGUAGCAAGAUUGCAUUUUGCUCUUUA
This is a messenger RNA of Panicum virgatum (switchgrass), 2214 nucleotides long. RefSeq names its product receptor kinase-like protein Xa21. Gene Ontology annotation, molecular function: ATP binding; protein binding; protein kinase activity. Bases 76 to 1698 code for a protein of 540 amino acids. Gene Ontology annotation, biological process: protein phosphorylation. The transcript has 4 exons. The record is from RefSeq and is a predicted model, not a curated record. NCBI's taxonomy places the organism in Eukaryota, Viridiplantae, Streptophyta, Magnoliopsida, Poales, Poaceae.